Gasterosteus aculeatus aculeatus (three-spined stickleback) is the source of this 3793-nucleotide messenger RNA. Its product is annotated as terminal nucleotidyltransferase 5C-like. Gene Ontology annotation, biological process: mRNA stabilization. NCBI's taxonomy places the organism in Eukaryota, Metazoa, Chordata, Actinopteri, Perciformes, Gasterosteidae. The record is from RefSeq and is a predicted model, not a curated record. Gene Ontology annotation, molecular function: RNA binding; poly(A) RNA polymerase activity.
CUCAGCUCAGACACGGCGGCGUGUGCUCCCUCGGUACAGGACAAACUUCAUGUAUUAGUUACGAUCAGUUCGGUUCUCCCCAACACGGCCUGCGUAGCUCGUAUAAAACUUGCGGCGGCCACCUGCUGGCGUCAGACGCAAAGACCCCGGGUCGUGAUUUACCGUGAUGGUGAUGGAACUUCAAGCGGAGAAGAGGUUCCACAACUUGACCCUUGAGCAAAUUCAAGCUCUGGACGAGGUCUUGACUGAGGUCAUCCCCAUCCACGGACGAGGAAACUUUCCCACCCUGCAGGUGAGAGCGAAAGAUAUCAUUCGUGUGGUGAGGGAUCGGCUGAUUGAAAGGAGCAUCCAGGUUAAAGAUAUACGGCUAAAUGGCGCGACUGCCAGCCACGUUCUGGUGAGAGACAACUGCAUGGGCUAUAGAGACCUAGACAUCAUUUUUGGAGUGGAGCUGCCCAGGCAGGAAGACCUUCAGGUGAUAAAGGAGGUGGUUCUGAGCAGCCUACGAGACCUCCUCCCUUGUGGGGUUAACCGGCGGAAGAUCACCUCCAUGACCAUGAAGGAGGCCUACGUGCAAAAGAUGGUGAAAGUCUUCAAUGAGCAUGACAGAUGGAGCCUCAUCUCGCUUUCUAACAACAGAGCUAAAACCGUGGGGCUCCGAUUCAUCAGCUCCCUUCGAAGGCAGUUUGAGUUCAGCGUGGACUCCUUCCAGAUAAUACUGGACCGUAUGCUGGAGUCUUACUGGGAGACCGAACGGAGGCAGGGAGGAAAGCCGUCAUUGAAUGCUGGGGAUUUGUCUAAAAGAGACAAUGAGCAGGAAAAAAAAGCCAUGCCAAGCAUUCCUCAGGGUGCUGAAGCCGCUGUGGAAAAAGACUCUGGCGGCGAAGGUCCACUGUCGAUUGAAGGAGCUUCUGUGCUUGAGAAAAAUCGUCCACGUGCCAUGGUUGAGCACGUGGAUGGAAAGCAAAAGGCACAAGCGCCGUUAGAACACGAGGGCAUCGACGUGCAGCAGGAGGAAGUGGACAUCACAGAGGGCCUUCAUGCAGAGAACGCCAUUGUGUUUGAGCUAUGUGAAGGCAACGGAGAAGAGAAAGGACUGUUCCACAGUGAUUAUCCUGCACUCUCAUCUCCUGAAGCUUUACUAACAGAUGUCACAGGUCCGCUGAUGCCACAUGGAUGUUUGAAGCCACAGAGCAAUGAACAGCUGUCUGGAAAAGGACCGGAAAAGGCCGCUCCACCGGAAAACCUGCAUUGUGCAGAGACGGCUCAGUUCAAAGUCGACUCCGUGAACUGCAGCGCUGAAACUACGGCAAGCUCCGAAGAUUCACUACAUGACUAUUCCUUUCCUCCGCCGGCUAAGAAAACUUGCAGCACAUCACAGGGCGUCCUACCGGACUUUUGCCCUUCACCAAAACUACAAAGGAAAAUGUCGAGGAAGCUGAUCGUUAAGCCUGAGAAAUGGUCUUUACUGACUGAUUUGUCAGAUCUCACAACACAGCUGUUUCCGCCCAUAGAUAUACCCAAACCCCUUCAGCCUCCCUCAAUGGACAACGCUCAAGUUCAGGCCUCACAUGUCCCGGCCUCCAAGCCACAGACCUUUGACGCCCUUUCAGCCGGCACACUUUGUGGCUCCAAGGAAACCGCGGAACAAACCGUGAGGCCGAAACACUCGAAGAAGCCCCCCGACUCCCAAACGCAAAGCUGCGCACGUGCAGCGGACGCUCCGAUCAACGAGCAACCGCCGCAGCAGGCCGCCGCGGCGAGCUCCUGGGCCGGGGCCGCGGGGGAGCCCGCCAUCACCGUCGAAGCCGAGUGCAUGCACGGGGACUUCGAACAGGCGAUGGACCACCUCCGCCGCCGCCUCAUCGCCACGCGCAGCCCGGAGGAGAUCCGGGGCGGCGGCCUGCUGAAGUACAGCGACCUGCUGGUGAGGAACUUCAGACCGGCCAGCGAGACCGAGAUCAAGUCCUUGGAGCGGUACAUGUGCUCCCGCUUCUUCAUCGACUUCCCCGACGUGAGCGAGCAGCAGCGCAAGGUCGAGGCCUACCUGAGGUGCCACUUCGUCGGCAACGAGGAGACCAGCAAGUACGACUACCUGAUGACCCUGCGGCGCGUGAUAGACGAGAGCACGGUGUGCUUGAUGGGACACGAGAGGAGGCAGACGCUCAACAUGAUCACGGUCCUGGCUCUGAGGGUGCUGGGCGAGCAGAACGCCAUCCCCAACACGGCCAACGUCACCUGCUUCUAUCAGCCGGCGGCGUACGUGACGGAGCCCAUCUACAGCAGCUACUUUGUCGCCCAGGCCCAGCCCCCGCUGGUCUACCACCCGUACCCGCUCCACGUCCACGUGCACACCGGCCUGGUGUAGCCGCGGUGACGUGGCCACGGAUGGUAGGUUUUAAAAGAAACAACACGGCGCGUUGUUGUUGUUGUUGGUUGCUUGGCCCCCCCACAAUCCCCCCGCCUGCUUGCCUGACAGGAGAGAUCAUAAAAAAAGGCCUGAACUGGAAAGGGAAGGCAAUUAACGCAUGUAACCCUUUCAAAAUGAACACUUUUCGGGGAGGAAAGAAGUGAGCCCUGCUUGUCCCGACAGCGUUUGAGUGGAUGGCGGUUUCAGCUCGGCUUCGGCUCGACACUGCCUACAUCCCGUGUUGAGGAGGAUGUUGUCAUGGGACGAUUCUCCAAAGGCUUCAAGAUACACGUCUCCAACGUGAUAACGUCCCGUUGGCAGAGUAAGUGAUUUAGGUGGGUUAAAUACAUGAUGACUUGUCGAUGUUUCUGAGGCUUUAGAAACCUCAUAUAGCUGUUUGGUGAACCAUCAGUCUCUGUGGAGUAAAUUCUAGCACUUGAGCAUAUCUUUGCAUUCACUGUAUAGAUGGAAGCUUCAGAGAGGACAUUUUCUGUGGUGUGUCCGUGUUGACGUGAGUUUUAUAUUUGUGAAAGUAAACCACCUAAUUCAAAGGUAGAAGAAGGAGAUCCGAGUAGGUUCCAUUAGGGACUGUAUCAAAAGGAGCGUGGUGGUGACGUGAGGCUUACCCUCUUUAUUUAUUGAAGACUGCCAUCUUCACCUGGACGGUGGCCGGGCAUCGUGUGCAAACAACACACCAACUGUCUACAGUUUGACAGAGUUUAAUUUAAAUGUUCAAGUGUUUAGUUGUGCUUUUGCAUUGUAACAUUUAGGAAUAGUGUGAGAGGUUACAAAUGUGCUGUGAUCUCAUCCCUUAAUUCACUUGUCUUUGAUUCUCAUCUGAAAUGCAUCACAAGGAUUUACUGAUGGUAUUAUGAGGGGUGUCGUGGCUUUUUUUUUUCACCUGCAAACAAAGAGUUGAAUUCAGUUUUACCCAAAGUGCAACAGGCCGAGUCGUCUUUCUGCGUGUUCCACAUGUUAGUUUGUUUGUUGUAGUGGAUCUAGAGAAUGCAAAAAUGUUGCUGCACAUUUCAAUUAUUCACUGCAUCCAGCAGGUUUUGCACUCGGUCCCUGUGUGCUUGUUCACUGUCUGUGCACAGCUACAGUACAUGUACUCAUAUAUAUAUUCAUGAGAAGAGACGUAAGCACCGGGCAGGAUAUCUGAGCUGUUCUGAAGCACAAUGUAAAUGCAAUUAACUGUUGUUAAGUAAUGAUAUUGUGAAUCUGUAAACAUCCAGUAUGAUAAAACUCAUGUGUGCCGUUGCCCUCUGUAGCUUUGAGGAGAUGCAUCUAUCUCGAGAGCAGUCGAGGAAAUAAAAUAGUCCUGUUGUAUGUAUUUGCUCAGAUGGUUGCGUUGCAGUGCUAAUAAAUAUAACACAAACUGCU